AGCCCCGCUGCUGCCCAGUCUAAUCCCUCUGCCCCUGCUGCAGCCAAAGCACCUCCUAAGAGCCCCGCUGCUGCCCCAUCUACUCCCCCUGCCCCUGCAGCUCCAGCAUCUUCAGCUGCAGCCAAAGCAUCACCCAAGAGCCCCACUGCUGCCACGGCAGCCCCUGCUGCUCCCUCUGCCCCCCCUGCAGCCAAAGCAGCUCCUGCCAACCCAGCAGCCCCUGGCACGCUGCCUCCGGCUCCAGGUGCUGCUGCCUCAGCCUCGGGGGCUCCUGAUGCCCUUCCAAAGCCAGCAGCUGAUCGUGCUCCCCCCACACCCCAGAAAACAGAGGCCACCCCUCCUGCCUCCACACCCGGAGGUAACAUCACCCCUCCUGCCUCUUCUGUGCCGAAUGCUGCCCCUGCCAAGAAGCAGCCCCCCACCAAUAAAGGCAGCAAGCAGGCCUCACGUCCAUCCCCAACCAAGCCUCCUGUGAAAGCCCCCGUUCCCACCAGUGCUGCUGUUGAUGACGAUGAUGACCUGCCCCCCCUGAUCCCCCCCGAGGUGCCCGCUACCGAGCCGCCGCUGCAGCCCAUCCUGGUGGACCUCUCUCCCCGAGCAGCCGUGGCCCCAGCCGAGGCCCCUGCUCCUAAGCAGCCCAUCGUGAAGAAUGACAAGGGUACUGCUGGUCAGCACGGUUUGCCGUGUGCAUGGAGUGUCACUGGCUGCCCACCAGAUACUAACCCACCACAGGGCCCCGAGUGUCCCCGUGUCGCUCGGUGCGUCUGUCGGCUGUGGGUGUGCUGUGUGAGGGGGGG
Messenger RNA from Meleagris gallopavo (turkey), 797 nucleotides. The record is from RefSeq and is a predicted model, not a curated record. NCBI's taxonomy places the organism in Eukaryota, Metazoa, Chordata, Aves, Galliformes, Phasianidae.